GCGGAACCAAUGUUUCAGGCCGUAGUUUACCACGACAGUUAAUGCGGACGGACUCAGUUUCCUGGCAACCUUCAUCUUUGGGGAAGAACUAACUGAGGUGAAGGGAUGAGCCAUUCCCUUGUGAUUGGCCAAGAUGUACCAGAGGCAGCCAAUGGGGUGGACUCGCCAGGCUCCCCGGAAAUUUCAGAUAGACCUGUGCUGCACACUCUGAAAUGUGACGGCAGGAUGACACAAGAUGGUGGACUAGAGGAGAACCAAACUGAAGGAGAGACUCACACAGACACACACCACAUAACCAACAACUCAAGCCCACAUCCAGACUCGUCAUGCACUGACACACUCCAAACACACUCGACGUCAAUGCCAACAGCAGACACACAGAUGCACUCACAAACACUGGACAAAGAUGCAGAUUAUCCACCCAAACCUUCAAGCGAGGACCUCAACGAUUCAGUGUUCCUUCCCACCAGUGACACACGUGUUGCCAACACAACAGAAACCAAAGACGGACACCACACAGACGCACAGCAAGCGGAUGGACAGCCGCAUGACAACAGCACACACAUACACAGUGGGGUACCAGUGGAAGAUGAGGGGAGAGGAGAGGAGCUGAGGGACAGAACGGAAGGCGAAGAUGGGCAGCAGCAAGAGGAAGAAGAAGAAGAAGAAGAAGAGGAGAAGGAGGAGGAGGCAAGCCAGCCUACUGAAGUGACAUUGUCGUCGGCAUCAUGUCAGGAAGUAGAUCCUGUUCCUCAUCCCGGCACCUCCGCCUCUUGUGCAGACACAGCCCCUCGUCCUGCCAGCGUUGCACCCUCCUCGCACGUACCGGUAGGGGGAGACUCGGCUGGGGAGGUCACAGACAAUGUUCCCCGGCACACAACGGAGACAGAGACAGAAACAGAUGAUGGACCGCAGCCUGCACCAGUUGCGGCGGAGACGGUACUGAUUGAUGACGUCCCACAGCCCACGCCAGUCAUGGCCGAGACGGGAGCAGACUAUGUCCCGCGGCCCACGCCAGCCGCGGCGGAAACGGGACCCCCAGUCGAUGGCGCCCAGCCCACACCAGAAGACGUCCCGCGGCACGUGAUGGCAGAGGUGCGCGUUCGGGGCAUGCCAGAGCGGGAGCGAGUGGUGCGGGGAAUGCAGGACAGCAAGAGCCUGGACGAGCUGAGCGGCGCGUGCGGAGGGGGGCCGAGGAAGGGCAGCCGAGCCGGCCAGGCGGAGGGGGGACGCAGGGCCACCAUCUCCAGCGCCCUGGAGCUGGAGGGCACGGUCAGCCACGAGGGAGACCUGACCAACUUCAUCGCCAAGAACCUGGAGGAGAAGAUCAAGAUGAGCUCCCGGCCAAGCCUGGACUGUGACUCGGACUCUGGCUGCUCUGGCCCAGUGGUGCGUCCCCGAGGGUCAUCUCGGCGGCCGGCGGAUAUCCCCCCAAUCGACCCGUCUGUGCUGCUGGACCUGCAGAGACACACGCAAGACGUAGCGCAGAGCGUGGAGCUUAUGAUGCGCAGCCUCAGCGGAACCAUCCAGAACAUGACUGCAUUGAGUGUUGGCUACAUCCAGACAUACAGAGACUCCGUGGACAGCCUUGGAGAGUCGGUGGACAUGAGCAUAAAGGGAAUGUAUACACUGAUGGCUCGUUGCGAGGAGCUUGACCGCUCCAUGAAGCCCAUCCACGUGCUUGCAGCUCAGAUCAGAGACAUCAAGCGCACCCUCGACGCCCUGGAGGCUAUUUGCAAGUAGAUGCAAUGCAACAGCCAUUCAACUCAAUCCUACCCACUCCAUGCGCAAGCCCAGCCCAGUCCAGCCCAACCCAGCUCCUGGUCGCCCAUCCAUUGGUUUCCAUUUGCCAGGCGUGUGUGGCCGAUGUGAUGCUGCUCCAAUAACCCAGAGGCCCCUGCGAUCCAUUAUACUCCCAGAAGCGUGACGUGCUGCAAGUUACUACUGUUGUACGCUUUCACCGAGGUGUCGUGCCAACAUGCCUUGAGCUCACCUCACCCACACCUGCAAAUGUUCGUUACUGAAAUUACUGAAAUGACUUGUGUCCAGACUGUUUGCCAAUGACCAUGUUACCAAAAUCUCAUGCUACUACUCUUCAAAGCUUCACAAAGCUUCUACAAAUCUGCUGUGCACUCUGUCUGCCCCCCUCACUGACUAGCAGCUCCACCACCAGGACACCAGAGGAAUUGCAGGAGCGUGUGCGGUGUCUUAUUUCCCUGUAGCUGCAGUUUGCGCUCUCGUCCAUGACAUUUCAGUUCACUGAGGCAUUCGGAUGGUGUGUCUCAUUCUUUCCAUCAUGCCGUCCAAACAGUAACCUGCCUUUGCCGUUUGCUUCUUCUUGGGGUGGAAGGGUUGCAGUGCUCUGUGUCCAUGUGUACAUGUGGUGACGUCGGGUCGGGUGUCACCGGCUGAUUUGACUGUUGGGUUUUUAAGCGAGGCCAUCGCAGGGACAGGAUUCAGAGGGAUGUGCUAGCCACCUCCUUUUCUGAUACCCUGCAGGGAACGUGACUAGGGAGGUGUAACCACUUUAUUUAUACAAUUAUGCUACCGUACAUUACAUAAGCCUUCAGUUACAGUCUAUUUAUGUGAAGGACCUAAUCCGCACAUUUACACACCUCAAAAUGUGUGUUUUUGGUUUUUUUUGGUCUUUGUCUUGUCCCUCGAUACUAACUUUAUGAAGUGUGUGUGUGUGUGUGUCUGUCUGUCUGUCUGUCUGUAUGACUGACUGACUGACUGACCAGAAGCAUGUUCCCAGCCAUGCUAGAGUGUUUUUUAAAUCACUGCAUGGGUCUUCUCUCCCUAUCCCCUGUGGUCACUGUAUGUAGAGUGGCUUUGGACUGAAGCAGGGCUUUGUGGGAGUUGGAGUUUUUUUAAGGGGACACUUUUGUGAUGGGAGGGCUAUCCUCUUUGCUCUGCUCGUAUUGUCUGUUGCUCGACCCAAUCAGAAGUAACCUUUGUACAUAUUGUCAUAAUGUCAAUGUCACUAAAAGGAUGAUUUAGUCAAUGUUGUGUAUAUUUAAAAAAAGAGGAUAUAACAAUAAAUUUACAAUGACGCAAAAAC
Messenger RNA from Engraulis encrasicolus (European anchovy), 3061 nucleotides. RefSeq names its product BLOC-1 related complex subunit 6 (gene borcs6). Gene Ontology annotation, cellular component: BORC complex. The record is from RefSeq and is a predicted model, not a curated record. The transcript has 6 exons. Bases 106 to 1743 code for a protein of 545 amino acids. Gene Ontology annotation, biological process: lysosome localization. NCBI's taxonomy places the organism in Eukaryota, Metazoa, Chordata, Actinopteri, Clupeiformes, Engraulidae.